Messenger RNA from Kalmanozyma brasiliensis GHG001, 3723 nucleotides. RefSeq names its product Protein kinase, C-terminal. The record is from RefSeq and is a predicted model, not a curated record. NCBI's taxonomy places the organism in Eukaryota, Fungi, Basidiomycota, Ustilaginomycetes, Ustilaginales. The transcript is spliced from 2 exons. Gene Ontology annotation, molecular function: ATP binding; diacylglycerol-dependent serine/threonine kinase activity. Gene Ontology annotation, biological process: fungal-type cell wall biogenesis; protein phosphorylation; signal transduction. The coding region runs from base 1 to 3723 and encodes 1240 amino acids.
AUGGCUGACCCAAGCGAUUCCAAGGUGGCCGAGGUCUAUGCUCGUAUCCAGACCCAGCGUCGCAUCAUGGAGGGCAAUCAGGCCCUCCGAGCUGCCACGAGCAACCCCGACGUCAUCCGCCAAGCAGAAUCCCAGAUUCGAGAAGCGCAGCGAAACAUUUCCUAUCUCCAAGAGUCUCUCAACAGUCUCAAAUCGCGUCGCGCUAGCGGUGGCCCCGGCUUCCGCACCGACAGCUCCACCGGCGGCAGUACCACUCCGAGCGACCCGAGACAGAGCUUCGCCUCCUCGAUGACCAGCGUCGGCAGCUCGGCCAGCGCUGGUCGCCCCUAUCCAGGAGACAGCAGCAGCUCUUACGUCGGCUCCAACCCGCCCUCGCCCGCCGUCAAUGCUCGCCGAUAUGACGGCCGUUCGCAACCGCCGGCACCGAUCAAUGGCGGACAGGGUGGGGGGACAGGCGGAGCUGAAAGCUCCUAUGCUCAGUACGCCAACCAGGGCCCCUACGGCGCCGGCGCCGGCUACGGACCGGGUGGUGGACCCGAGACGUGGCAACCCGCCGUGCAGCGCAUGGGCACCAGCGCAAAACGCAACUACACCAACCUCGACUUGAUCAAGGACGACACCCCGCACACCACCGCCAAGAUCUCGCGCAUGCUGCAUCAGCUCGAGUUCAAGCUGCAGAUCGAAAAGCAGUACAAGCAAGGCAUCGACAAGAUGGCCAAGCUCUACCAGGCCGAAGGCGAUCGCAAGAGUCGUAACGACGCCGAGAGCAAGCGUGUCGAGAGCCAGAGCAAGAUCGUUCUCCUCCAGCAGGCUCUCAAGAGAUACAAGCAGUUGCAUGUCAUGGAAGAGGAGGACGAGGACAAUGCCAGCCCCGAAUCGGUGGAGAACCGAAAGCAGAACCUCCGCAAGCCACUCUCCGGUACGCUCCAAAUCUCGAUCCGAAGCGCUCGUGACAUCGAUCACGCUCCCGUUCCACGAGGCACUCGAUCCGUUCGCGAGUCGACCGUCGUCAUCAAGGUCGAAGACACGCCCCGUGCUCGCACCCACCCCAGCCGCACCGAGCGAUGGCAGGAGGACUUCGAGAUUCCUGUCGACAACGCCAACGAGCUCGAAGUGACGGUGUACGACAAACUCGGCAGCGCCCAUCCCGUCCCGGUUGGCAUGCUGUGGAUCCGCAUCAGCGACAUUGUCGAGGAGCAACGUAAGAAGAAGUUUGGCCAGGUGCCGGACGCCUCGCAGCACGGUCAUGGCCCCAGCGACGGCUGGGUCACGGCGGACAGCGUCCAGCCUAGAGCCAGUGGUGGCCCGUACGCUGCCACCGCUGGCCCUGGCGGCGUCGAUGGUGCCUACAACACGCCCGCUGGCAUUCCCCUGCCCAACGGUCCCAGCGACGGGGUCGAAGCCUGGUUUGCAGUCGAGCCUGCGGGAGCCAUCUACCUUCGCCUCAACUUUAUCAAGCAGAAUGUGCGCAAGCGCCCCUACGACGCUCGUCUCGGACGACAGGGCGCUUUCCGAAAGCGCAAGGAGGACGUCGCCGAGAUCAACGGCCACAAAUUUGUCUCGCGCCAGUUCUACCAGGUGCUUCGUUGCGCUCUCUGCGGUGAGUUCUUGCUCAACGCUGCAGGAAGCCAGUGCGAAGACUGCCGCUAUGCCUGCCACAAGAAGUGCGCGCAAAAGGUCGUCACCAAGUGCAUCUCGAAGAGCAACGCCGAAGCCGAUCGGGACGAGGUCAAGAUCAACCACCGCAUCCCGCAUCGAUUCGAGCCCAUCACCAACCUCAGCGCCAACUGGUGUUGCCACUGCGGUUCGAUCUUGCCGCUCGGACGCAAGAACGCGCGGAGGUGUACCGAGUGCGACAUCACCUGUCACACGGAUUGCGCUCACUUGGUGCCCGACUUUUGUGGUAUGUCGAUGGAGAUGGCCAACCAGCUCCUCAGCGACAUUGAGACCAUCAACCGGGUCAAGUCGUCGGCCAAGACGCAGCAGCAACAGCAGCAGCAGCAAUUGCCACCGCCACCAGCCUCGCAGACCGCGUUCCACCCCAACGCUGGAGGCAAUGGCAUGGCAGGUGCCCCACCCGGACGUGUCCCGCCUCCCCAGCUGGGACCGCUUGCAGGCACGGGCCCGGAUGGUCGCUUCGCCAGUCUCGAGAAGCAGACGCAGCAGAUGUCCAUCCAGCCAGGUGCAGGCGAGCCGCCGUACGGUUCCGGCUCGUCCCAGAGGAUGCAGUCUGUCGAUUCACAGCCGCAGCGACUCGGAGCAGGACCCAACUUUGGCGGCCGUCCCCAGCCGCCCAGAGUGGGCGAAGUCAUGCCGCCGUCGUCUUCAGAUGGCCGAAUGGGAGACAUGUCGCGACCUCCUCGACCACUGCCCCAGCCAUCAUCGAAUGCCAGCCCGCCGAUGCAGCAGCAGCAGCAGCCGCCGUCGCAACAAGCGCAGCAGCAAGGUGGCUUGUUCGGCGCCCGUCCUCAGCCUCCCUCUUCGUACUCUCAGCAGCAGCCACCGGUGCACCCGAUGCAGCAGACGCAGUCUGUCCUCAACGUCGUGCCUCGACCUCAACAGCAGCAGCCACAGAUGCCGCCCCCACCGUCGCAGCCGCAGCCACCUUCGCAGGGACCACCUGCUUCCCUCCACCAGCAGCAGCCACCCGUCGGCCCUGGCGCCAUGGUCCCCUCUGGCGGCUCUCAGCAGCCUCCUCGUAUGCUCCCCUCUUCGCGCCGCAAGAUCGGCCUGGACGACUUCAACUUCCUCGCCGUGCUCGGCAAGGGCAACUUUGGCAAAGUCAUGCUUGCCGAAGAAAAGCGUUCGGGCCACCUCUACGCGAUCAAGGUGCUCAAGAAGGAGUUCAUCAUCGAAAACGACGAGGUGGAAUCGACCAAGUCGGAGAAGCGGGUGUUCCUCGCCGCGGCGCGGGAACGACAUCCUUUCCUGCUCGGAUUGCACUCGUGCUUCCAGACUACGACGCGCGUGUACUUUGUGAUGGAGUACAUUUCGGGUGGUGAUCUGAUGCUUCAUAUUCAGCGCGAGCCGUUUACGCCGCGCCGCGCCAAGUUCUAUGCGGCCGAGGUGCUCUUGGCGUUGGAAUACUUUCAUAAGCAGGGGAUCAUCUAUCGCGAUCUCAAGCUGGACAACAUCAUGCUGACGUUGGACGGGCAUAUCAAGGUGGCCGACUACGGGUUGUGCAAGGAGGACAUGUGGUAUGGCAACACGACGAGUACAUUUUGUGGCACGCCGGAAUUUAUGGCGCCAGAAAUCCUGUUGGAGCAGCGCUAUGGGCGAGCGGUGGACUGGUGGGCCUUCGGCAUCUUGAUUUACGAGAUGCUGCUCGGCCAAGCCCCCUUCCGUGGUGACGACGAGGACGAGAUCUUUGAUGCGAUUCUCGAAGAUGAACCGCUGUACCCGUUGCACAUGCCAGCGGAUUCAGUGUCGAUUCUGGAAAAGCUUCUCACGCGCGAUCCUGCCCGUCGUUUGGGUUCAGGCCCCAAGGACGCAGAGGAGAUCAAAGCCCAUCCCUUUUUCAGGGAUGUCAACUGGGACGACAUGUUCAACAAACGAGUACCCCCACCUUUCUGCCCCACACUCAAAAACCCCAGCGACACCAGCUGGUUCGAUACCGAGUUUACUAGCGAAAAGCCCACCCUGACGCCGGUGCAUAGCGUGCUCAGCGCCCAGGAUCAGGCUGAGUUCCAGAGCUUCAGCUGGACCGCUCCGCACGUCGUUUAG